Messenger RNA from Stegastes partitus (bicolor damselfish), 713 nucleotides. RefSeq names its product cytochrome c oxidase subunit 5Ba (gene cox5ba). Gene Ontology annotation, cellular component: respiratory chain complex IV; mitochondrial envelope. Gene Ontology annotation, biological process: mitochondrial electron transport, cytochrome c to oxygen. Lineage: Eukaryota; Metazoa; Chordata; Actinopteri; Pomacentridae. The record is from RefSeq and is a predicted model, not a curated record. The transcript is spliced from 4 exons. The coding region runs from base 10 to 390 and encodes 126 amino acids.
GAAGGAGAAAUGGCUGCAAGGUUACUGCUCCGCUCCGGGUUCAGAGCCGCGGCGGCCUGCCGGGCUGUCCGGGUCCCCGCUGCGAGUCGCUGCAUGUCGACCGGAGGGAUUCCCACCGACGAGGAGCAGGCCACCGGGCUGGAGAAGGUCAUCAUGAAGGCCAUGAAGGAGGGAUCGGAUCCCUACAACAUGAUGAAGCCCAAGUCCUACGCCGGCUCCAAGGCCGACCCCCACCUGGUUCCCUCCAUCACCAACAAGAGGAUCGUGGGAUGCGUCUGUGAAGAAGACAACACCGCCGUGGUUUGGUUCUGGCUCCAUGAGGGUGAGGCCCAGCGCUGCCCGUCCUGCGGCUCCCACUACAAACUGGUUGCCCACGAGCUGCCCCACUAGCGCCCACCUCCCUCCUGAUGCCUCCCAGAUGUUACUCCAGCUUCAGAACAGGACCGAGAACAACCAGACCCAUGUUCUCGGGCUCGGUGUAUCUCCUGGUCUGCUCGGUCUCGGUCCUGUUCGGUCUCAGUACUUGAUCUACCUGCUAGAACCUCGUCAGUCUUCACACGUUACAUUCAGACGGAUCAGAUGUGGUUUCGGGACACAACUGUUUCUCUCUAAACAUUUCCACUCAGUCAGUUUACAUUGACAAGCGUACUGUACAGCGUUACACCUGGUCCACUUACCUCCUUUUUCUGACCCAAUAAACUUUCUGAACUCCU